GAAGUGGUAGCUUUUCAACCAUUAAUUAGGGUUUGUGCUUUUAUAAUCUGUCAUAAAAUGGGAAAGGCAACGGAGCCAACAGCUUCCCAAGCUGAACUGCUUGCAAUUUCUACUGCUGAAAUUGUGCGUGUUUUAAUUGAUGCCCAUGACUCGGGGCAAGACAUUAAUUUAAACAAACUGAAAGGAAGAAUUUCAUCGAAACAUGGCUUGAAAUCUCAACCAAGACUUACAGACAUUAUAGCGGCUGUUCCACACCAGUAUAAGAAGUCACUUCUACCCAAACUGAGGGCAAAACCUGUCAGAACUGCCAGUGGGAUAGCAAUUGUGGCUGUUAUGUGCAAACCUCAUAGAUGCCCACAUAUAAACAUGACCGGUAACAUUUGUGUGUAUUGUCCAGGAGGUCCAGACUCUGACUUUGAGUAUUCAACACAGUCUUACACAGGAUAUGAACCCACUUCUAUGAGAGCAAUACGUGCCCGUUAUGACCCAUUUUUACAAACCAGGCACAGAGUUGAGCAACUGAAACAGCUUGGGCAUUCAGUGGAUAAAGUCGAGUUUAUAGUCAUGGGGGGAACUUUCAUGUCAUUACCUGAUACAUAUAAAGACUACUUUAUAAGGAAUCUGCACGAUGCCCUCUCAGGCCACAGGAGUAAUAAUGUAGAGGAAGCUGUUAAAUACAGCGAGAGAAGCCGCACAAAAUGCAUUGGUAUAACCAUCGAAACAAGGCCAGAUUACUGCCUCAAAAAACACCAAAGUGAAAUGUUAACAUACGGGUGUACGAGACUUGAAAUUGGUGUUCAAAGUGUGUACGAGGAUGUAGCACGUGACACUAACAGAGGACACACAGUUCGUGCUGUAUCAGAGUCAUUUCAAAUUGCGAAAGAUUGUGGUUUCAAAGUUGUCACCCACAUGAUGCCAAACCUGCCUAAUGUUCGCUUAGAAAGAGACAUUGAACAAUUUGUUGAGUUUUUCGAAAACCCAGCCUUUCGACCUGAUGGUCUUAAAAUAUAUCCAACGUUAGUAAUUCGUGGAACAGGUUUGUAUGAGUUGUGGAAAACUGGUCGAUACCAGAGUUAUCCGCCUUCUACAUUGAUUGAUUUGGUUGCUAAGAUUCUUGCUCUUGUUCCCCCAUGGACAAGAAUUUACAGAGUACAAAGAGAUAUCCCAAUGCCACUGGUAUCAUCUGGAGUAGAACAUGGUAACUUAAGGGAAUUGGCUCUUGCAAGAAUGAAAGAUCUCGGCACCACAUGCAGGGAUGUUCGUACUAGAGAGGCCGGGAUACAACAAAUACAUCAUAAAGUGAAACCAUACGAAGUUGAACUGAUAAGAAGGGACUACACAGCAAAUGGUGGCUGGGAAACAUUUCUUUCAUAUGAAGACCCAGAGCAAGAUAUUUUAGUCGGGCUUUUGAGACUCAGAAAAUGUUCACAAGAAGCUUUUCGGCCUGAAUUGAAAGGCAAGGGUGCGUCCUUGGUACGCGAACUGCAUGUUUAUGGUAGUGUGGUUCCUGUGAGUUCUAGGGAUCCUGCUAAGUUUCAACAUCAAGGGUUUGGGACUUUGCUGAUGGAGGAAGCAGAGCGUAUCGCUCUUGAGGAACAUGGAUCGUCUAAACUUGUCGUUAUCUCAGGAGUGGGCACGAGGAACUAUUACAGGAAACUUGGUUAUGAGUUGGAUGGUCCAUACAUGUCAAAGAACUUGAUAUAAAUUUUAAUUUUAUGUGCAAUUGCUGUGUAUGUGUAAAGCGUUUUGUAAAAAAAGUUCUGUUUUUGAUUUUGGUGUCAACAUUUUUUGGGGUUGUUAGUUUAAACUGUUAUUGUAUUUCAAGAUUAGUUUGCAAUCAUGUUAUUAACCUUAUCAGUAAAUCACAGUCCAUUUAUAGGGCUGUCAUUAAAAUACAUUGCAUGUUG
Ciona intestinalis (vase tunicate) is the source of this 1907-nucleotide messenger RNA. RefSeq names its product elongator complex protein 3. NCBI's taxonomy places the organism in Eukaryota, Metazoa, Chordata, Ascidiacea, Phlebobranchia, Cionidae. Gene Ontology annotation, cellular component: nucleus; elongator holoenzyme complex; cytoplasm. Gene Ontology annotation, biological process: tRNA wobble base 5-methoxycarbonylmethyl-2-thiouridinylation. The record is from RefSeq and is a predicted model, not a curated record. Gene Ontology annotation, molecular function: acyltransferase activity, transferring groups other than amino-acyl groups; iron-sulfur cluster binding.